AUGCCUGGACUUCCAUACAGAGCUGCAGAGAGCUCCAGUAGCUCCAACUACGGCCAUCAAGCUGAUGAUGAUGACGAAGAAGAAGAAGAUCUCCAAGAUGUUUCAUACAAGACUGCCAAAGAUGCCGUCUUGUUUGCAAUUGACGUUAGCAAGAGCAUGUUGACAUCGCCCACUGAGUCCGACCCGAAGAAACCAGAGACAGCACUUUCUCCAACCGUGGCUGCCUUGAAAUGUGCAUAUGCUUUGAUGCAACAGCGCAUCAUCAGCAAUCCAAGCGACAUGAUGGGCAUUCUCCUGUUCGGGACAGAGAAAAGCAAGUUCCAAGACGACGAUGGCGAGAGCAGUAACGCGGGCAAGCAGUAUCCCCAUUGCUACCUCCUCACUGAUCUGGACGUACCGGCAGCUUCUGAUGUCAAGCUCGUACGAGACAUAGUAGAAGACGAGGAAGAAGCUGCGGAACUCUUGCAGGCGAGUUCGGAGGAGUUCAGCAUGGCGAACGUGCUAUUCUGUGCGAAUCAAAUCUUCACGACCAAAGCUCCCAAUUUCACAUCCAGACGGCUUUUCCUUGUGACCGAUAACGACUAUCCUCAUGCUGCCAGCAGAGACGCUCGCAACAGCGCCGCUGUGCGGGCGAAGGAUCUGUACGAUCUGGGCGUAACAAUUGAACUCUUUCCAAUCUCACAUCCCGAUCGCGGGUAUAUUUUCGAUCGGAGCAAGUUCUACAACGACAUUGUGUACUCCUUGGUACCAUCAGACCCCGAUGCGCCGGCUCCUUUGAACGCGGAUAUCAAGACCGCAAGCUCUACUUCCAAAGAUGGUAUAUCUCUAUUACAAUCUCUGCUCUCAUCCAUUGCGUCUCGUUCGGCGCCACGACGAGCACUUUUCUCUAGUGUACCCUUCGAGAUCGGCCCGGGACUGAAGAUCAGCGUGAAAGGCUUCAUUAUUCUCAAAAAACAAGAGCCCAAGAGAACCACCUAUGUCUAUGUGCCACCGGAUAGCGAGAAAGCGCAGAUUGCCGUGGGAAGCAGCACAAUAUUUGCUGGAGAUACCGGCCGCACGGUGGAGAAGGUUGAAAUCCGCCGAGCCUACAAGUUUGGAGGCGAGAGCAUCACAUUUUCCGACGAAGAGCUCGCGCGUAUCACCUACUUUGGCGACCCUAUCAUUCGCAUCAUUGGUUUCAAGCCAUUGAGCUCCUUGCCAAUUUGGGCGACACUCAAGCAGUCGACAUUCAUCUACCCAUCAGAGGACUCCUUCAUUGGAUCUACACGUAUCUUCUCCGCCCUCCACCAGAAGUUGCUGAAAGAUCAGAAGAUUGGGAUUGCAUGGUACAUUCCUAGGCGAAACGCUGGCCCUCGACUGGUGGCAGUGAUACCGGGCGCCGAAGAACGCAAUCAGGACGGAGACCAACAAACACCGCCAGGGCUGUGGCUUAAGCCUCUGCCAUUUGCUGACGACGUGAGGCAUCCACCAGAAACACACCUUGUGAGGGCUCCAGACAGCGUGACGGACGCAAUGCGCCUGGUCAUUCAGAAUCUGCAACUGCCAAAAGCAAUAUACGAUGCUACCAAAUAUCCAAACCCAGCGCUGCAAUGGUUCUUCAGAAUCUUGCAAGCUCUGGCCCUCGAGGAAGAUCUGCCAGAGCAGCCGGAGGAUAAGACGCUCCCGCGCUGGAAGCAAAUCCACAAGCGGGCUGGUGGCUUUGUGGUACAAUGGGGCGCGGAAGUCGAGAAAGCAUUCGAAGAGUGGUCGGUCGCCAAUGGCAAUUCACUCAAAGCCAGUGAUACCGGCGCGUCGAAGCGCACAGCUGCGGGCUCAUCUGCUCCUCGUGCCAAGAAGGUGAAGGACGAAGAUGAGGAUGAAGGCGUCACUGAUGCUGCUAUGCGUUCGGCGUACGACCAGGACAAGCUCUCGAAAUUCAAGGUUCCCGAAUUGAAGAGCUGGUGUGCAAGUAAAGGAGUCGGAAAGGGACUGACCAAGAAGGCAGACAUGGUCGAUGCGAUCACCAGCUUCUUCGAGACGAAGAUGGAGGUCGACGGAUAG
Ramularia collo-cygni is the source of this 2040-nucleotide messenger RNA. Its product is annotated as related to ATP-dependent DNA helicase II subunit 1. Bases 1 to 2040 code for a protein of 679 amino acids. The transcript has 2 exons. Lineage: Eukaryota; Fungi; Ascomycota; Dothideomycetes; Mycosphaerellales; Mycosphaerellaceae. Gene Ontology annotation, molecular function: damaged DNA binding; DNA helicase activity; double-stranded DNA binding. The record is from RefSeq and is a predicted model, not a curated record. Gene Ontology annotation, cellular component: nucleus; Ku70:Ku80 complex. Gene Ontology annotation, biological process: telomere maintenance; cellular response to gamma radiation; cellular response to X-ray.